Rubroshorea leprosula is the source of this 621-nucleotide messenger RNA. The record is from the annotation of a GenBank genome assembly. Lineage: Eukaryota; Viridiplantae; Streptophyta; Magnoliopsida; Malvales; Dipterocarpaceae.
GAACCUUCUUCGAUUAAUUUGCACACAUACGAACCAGUUUCUUCUUCAUAUGAGAGCCAAGACAAGGAAUGCCUGGUGCCAUUCUCGGCGGAGACAAUAACAUGGUGUUGGGUUUUGUCGGUGAUUGCCAAAGAAAGGGUUGGGGUGUUGCUGUGCUAGUUGGUGUCCCGAGCAAAGAUGAUGCAUUCAAAACAAGCCCAGUGAAUUUCCUAAAUGAGAGGACUCUCAAGGGUACCUUCUUUGGCAACUACAAACCCCGCACCGACAUUCCCAAAGUUAUCGACCAAUACAUGAACAAGGAGCUAGAUCUGGAGAGACUGGAGAAGUUUGUAACUCACUCUGUGCCUUUCUCGGAGAUCAACAAAGCAUUUGAGUACGUGUUAUCCGACCAAGGUCUCAGGUGCAUGGAACAUUAGACAAUGGAUCCACUGGCGUGGCUCCGGCGCUUCUCAAAGCCAAAAUCCCUUUUUUCCAAUUUAUAAAUAUAUAUAUAUAUAUAUAUAUAUAUUGUUCUCCUAUGUCUUCUCCUUUUCCAGCAUGCAUUUUUUGAUGGAUUUUUUUGUCUCUGAAACGGAAACGUGAUCCAACAUUUCUUUUUGUCCAUAAACAGAAUCCUAAUUG